Molecule: messenger RNA, 1117 nt
Organism: Impatiens glandulifera
Lineage: Eukaryota; Viridiplantae; Streptophyta; Magnoliopsida; Ericales; Balsaminaceae
Product: glyoxylate/hydroxypyruvate/pyruvate reductase 2KGR-like
Exons: 2
Coding region: 38-982 (314 amino acids)
Cellular component (GO): cytosol
Molecular function (GO): hydroxypyruvate reductase [NAD(P)H] activity; glyoxylate reductase (NADPH) activity; NAD binding
Source: RefSeq, a predicted model, not a curated record
GCCGACCAUCCAUCUGAUUCAUUCAGCAAACACAAUCAUGGCGAAAUCGAUUGGAGUUUUGAUGGUGUUCCCUUGCGAUUCGUAUCUUGAACAGGAGCUUCAUAAUCGGUUUAAUCUUAUCCGAUAUUGGAACUUUCCAGAUAAAGCGGAGUUCUUCAAGGAAAACUCCGGCUUAAUCCGCGCUGUAGUUGGCAGUGGACACGCAGGAGCCGACGCCAAACUUAUCGAAGCCCUACCCAAACUUGAGAUCAUCUCCAGUUUUAGCGUCGGUCUGGACAAGGUUGACCUAACGAAAUGCCAAGAGAAGGGAAUUAGGGUUACCAACACUCCAGACGUCUUGACUGAUGACGUUGCAGACCUCGCUAUCGGUUUGAUGAUCACGACCCUCCGCCGAAUUCCAGCGUCUGAUCGGUAUGUUAGGAGUGGACUGUGGAAGAAAGGUGACUUCAAGUUGACUACAAAGUUCAGUGGGAAAUCAGUUGGCAUAAUUGGACUAGGCAGGAUUGGUCAAGCAAUUGGUAAGAGAGCAGAGGCAUUUGGGUGUCCAAUUAGCUAUUACUCAAGAUCAAUAAAGCCUGAUUCAAACUACAAGUAUUUCCCAACUGUGAUAGAACUGGCUGCAAACUGUCAAAUACUUGUGGUGGCUUGUGCCCUAACUUCUGAGACUCGUCAUAUCGUUAACCGAGAGGUUAUUGAUGCAUUGGGUCCAAAGGGUUUCGUGAUCAACAUAGGGAGAGGUCCACAUAUAGAUGAAGGUGAGCUGAUUUCGGCUCUGGUUGAAGGGAGAUUAGCUGGGGCUGGGCUUGAUGUGUUUGAGAAUGAACCCAAUGUACCUAAAGAGCUUGCUGAGCUUGAGAACGUUGUUCUGACUCCUCAUGUGGGAAGUGGGACUGUGGAAACUCGAAAGGCUAUGGCGGAUUUGGUUAUUGGGAACUUGGAAGCACAUUUCUCAAAUAAACCACUCUUGACUCCUGUUGUUUAGACCCAUCUAUAUAUUUUGUUAUGCCAUAAUAAUAAGGCAAAUUGGUUGUCUGACUUUUACUACACAUUGUUGCCAUUUGGAUAAAUUGAGUUUGAUAUUUGUUAGACUUUUUACUAAUCAUGAUUUAUAUAAUCU